CCCCAGGGUUGCCAAUGUCCGGUCCUGAGGGUAUCAGGCCUUUCCAAGUUGCCACCCACUGCCCAGGCCUCACCCAGCGAUGCAGAAAGCCACCUACUACGACAACACUGCGGCUGCUCUCUUCGGAGGCUAUUCCUCGUACCCUGGCAGCAAUGGCUUCGGCUUCGAUGGCCCCCUCCAACCCCAAUUUCAGGCCGCCACGCACCUGGAGGGCGACUACCAGCGCUCAGCGUGCUCGCUGCAGUCCCUGGGCAACGCUGCCCCACAUGCCAAGAGCAAGGAGCUCAACGGCAGCUGCAUGAGGCCGGGUCUGGCCCCCGAGCCCCUGCCCGCCCCGCCCGGCUCACCCCCGCCCAGCGCCGCACCUACCAGUGCCACUAGCAACAGCAGUAAUGGGGGCGGGCCCAGCAAAAGUGGUCCCCCAAAGUGCGGUCCCGGCACCAACUCCACCCUCACCAAACAGAUAUUCCCCUGGAUGAAAGAGUCGAGGCAAACAUCCAAGCUGAAAAACAGCUCCCCCGGCACAGCAGAGGGCUGUGGUGGCGGCGGCGGUGGCGGCGGCGGAGGCAGCGGUGGCAGCGGGGGCGGUGGCGGCGGCGGCGGCGGGGGAGGGGACAAGAGCCCCCCGGGGUCGGCGGCGUCCAAGCGGGCGCGGACGGCGUACACCAGCGCGCAGCUGGUGGAGCUGGAGAAGGAGUUCCAUUUUAACCGCUACCUGUGCCGGCCUCGCCGUGUGGAGAUGGCCAACCUGCUGAACCUCAGCGAGCGGCAGAUCAAGAUCUGGUUCCAGAACAGGCGCAUGAAGUACAAGAAAGACCAGAAGGCCAAGGGAUUGGCCUCGUCCUCGGGGGGCCCAUCUCCAGCCGGCAGCCCCCCGCAGCCCAUGCAGUCCACGGCCGGCUUCAUGAACGCCUUACACUCCAUGACCCCCAGCUACGAGAGCCCGUCCCCACCCGCCUUCGGUAAAGCCCACCAGAAUGCCUACGCGCUGCCCUCCAACUACCAGCCACCUCUCAAAGGCUGCGGCGCCCCGCAGAAGUACCCUCCGACCCCGGCGCCCGAGUAUGAGCCGCACGUCCUCCAAGCCAACGGGGGCGCCUACGGGACGCCCACCAUGCAGGGCAGUCCGCCGUACGUGGGCGGGGGCGGCUACGCGGAUCCGCUGCCGCCCCCUGCCGGCCCCUCCCUCUAUGGCCUCAACCACCUUUCUCAUCACCCUUCCGGGAACCUGGACUACAACGGGGCGCCCCCUAUGGCGCCCAGCCAGCACCACGGACCCUGCGACCCCCACCCCACCUACACAGACCUCUCCUCUCACCACGCGCCUCCUCCUCAGGGUAGAAUCCAAGAAGCGCCCAAAUUAACACACCUGUGAUGGGAAAGGGCGAACGAGGAUUAGGGGAUGGGGAGAAAGAGAGAGACUGUGGAGCUCUGGGGGGCAGCCUGGAGGUCUGAAAGAGGGCCCAUGAAGGUGGUAGCCAGGCUUCCUGGUCAGAAACGGCCUGGAGCUUCUUCCCCUCCCCCUGGCCUGAGAGGUUGCUUUUAAGUCCUCCACCCCUUGUUCCAUCUGCCUGCCAACCCAUCGAAAAGGAAUCCACAUCAUAUUGGAGAUGACCCCAUCAACCCCAGGGCUCCAGCACUACCAAGUUGGAAUUCCACGCCCGGGAGUGGGGUAGAGGAAGAUGAGAUAGGACGAGGCAGAAAAGCACAUUUGAAAAACCAGACAAGAUGGCUAGGCCAUCAUCAACCAACGGACUUACCUUACAUCUUUGUAGGUAAUUCCCCCAAAAUCUUGAUUUUUUUUCCUCAAUUAUCCUUUAAAAAAUGAGAAAACACAUUUCAAACCCAAAGGGCACAAAACACGUUCCCUUCCAACUUUCCCAAAACCUCAAAUUUGUUCCCAUUUAUUUGAGGUUUAUAGAGGUACCUACCCCCUCCACUUCUAGACCCUGGUUUUUCUGCUCUAGAACAUUCAUAUCUAGACAUCCCACCCCCAUCAAUUACAGUUUUUAGAGGGCUCAGGGAUGGUGAGAGAUCCUGAAAGAGCUGCCUAUAUUUUUUUUUUUUUUUUUAAGGAAAAGUGUGGAGGCUAGGGCAGGCAGGUUGUUAGGACUGAAGGUUUGCCCAUUCUGCUGCCUCCAUCUCAGCUCCAGCUCCAUCCCCCUCUCUCCACAGAAAGCAGUUGGUGGCACGAGGUUCUAUACUUUUCUUUUCUUCUGUUGCUCUCUUGACUUAAAGUGAAAACAGGGUAUAUUUGAACAAACUGUCUGUCCCAGGCAGGGGCUGGGCAGGGCCUGUGUGCCUUGCUCAGCCUCCUGACAGGACACUUUUGUUGCACUUAGAGUUUACAUUUUAAUGGAUGUAAAAACAACUGUGAGAGAUGUCUGGGCCUGCAGAAGUCCAGCAUUGCUCAAAAAAGCGUGUGUUCUAGUGAACAUUUUCAUAUAUAUUUAUUGGUUAUAGCCUGUUAAAAUAUUUUCUUUUUUGUAUUAUUUAUCCCCUUACACUAUGUAUUUAUAUGAGGGAAAAAAAGGAAAAAAUUGUACUUUUUUAGUAUUUACUUGUUAUAAAGGACAUUGUGUUUCCUGUCAUGUAAAACCAGCUAUUUUAGUUACUAUUGUACUCUAGAAAAGAGCUGUAGAUUUAUGUUAAACUCGUACUUAUGAACAAUUGUAAUUAGUUCUAAAAGGCAUGAACUCAGCUCCUAAUCGUCACUGUAUAGUCCUGAAUUUGUAGAACUAGAGUUAAUUCCCUCUUAGAACUUUCUUUGUUUCCAGUAGUUACUUUUUUCCUUACCUAAAAGGGUUGUCUGUCAAACAAUUGUUGAAUAAACUUUCUGUUAUCAAU
Molecule: messenger RNA, 2847 nt
Organism: Symphalangus syndactylus (siamang)
Lineage: Eukaryota; Metazoa; Chordata; Mammalia; Primates; Hylobatidae
Gene: HOXB3
Product: homeobox B3
Biological process (GO): regulation of transcription by RNA polymerase II; anterior/posterior pattern specification; embryonic skeletal system morphogenesis
Cellular component (GO): nucleus
Molecular function (GO): DNA-binding transcription factor activity, RNA polymerase II-specific; RNA polymerase II cis-regulatory region sequence-specific DNA binding
Source: RefSeq, a predicted model, not a curated record